AUGGCAACCAAUAGCCUUCUCCUCGCCGCUCUCCUCCUCUUCGUCGUCAGCCUCGUGCCGCGCGGUGCGGAGGCGGACAAGCAGCCUCCGCUGGCCCUCGUCGCCGGCGUGGUGCCAUGCAGCGCGGGGAGCUCCAUCAACGUGGCUGCGGUUCCGCCGUUCCCGAACGCCGUCGUCCACAUGGUGUGCGGCGGCAGGGUGGUGGCCGGCACCAAGGCGGACGAGAGAGGAGCAUUCACCAUGAACAUGGGAACGGUCACCUCGUCGCUGCUCGCCCCUCUGCUCGGCAACCAGUGCAAGGUGGUGGUGGUCACCCCGCUAGCCGCGUGCAACGCGUCCCUGGCCAGCAUCACCGGGACGCUGGCCGCACCGGUGCAGCUCCUGGGUGCUGACAGCGGCGGCGGCCUCGGAGGACUUGGCGGCCUGAUAGGCCUCAUCGGCCAGAUCGUGGGUGGCCUCCUCGGCGGCAUCCUUAACAUCAUCCCCUUGCCCUUCUCCCUCGUCUAG
Messenger RNA from Triticum turgidum subsp. durum (durum wheat), 507 nucleotides. NCBI's taxonomy places the organism in Eukaryota, Viridiplantae, Streptophyta, Magnoliopsida, Poales, Poaceae. The record is from the annotation of a GenBank genome assembly.